This is a messenger RNA of Amoebophrya sp. A120, 2314 nucleotides long. NCBI's taxonomy places the organism in Eukaryota, Dinophyceae, Syndiniales, Amoebophryaceae. The record is from the annotation of a GenBank genome assembly.
AGGCCAUUCAGGUUCAUUUUCGCCUUCGCCACUCAAUCACAAAGAAGAAAGUAUUUCGAUGACCAAAGCGAAAGCUUGUCCCGCCGAGGAUUUCUACUUGUUUCAUUUUCAUCUUCGCAACGAAAACGUAAACGAACCAACUACACUGCAGCACCACACUAAAUUGCUUGUAAGAACAUGCAUUGCCAAGCGCGUCUAGUUCCUCUUCCUGGCUAAUUUAUUAAUAUAAUGCCAAAUUAUUACUACGACCACGACUUCGAGUAUAAGUCUAAGUGCCUCCGCGUCGGGGAAGAUCUUCAUACCACAGAAGAGGAACCACCACAGAAGCUGCCGGCGUCCGGCGUAAAGAAUAAAGUAGAAGGGUUUCAAAAUACUAAUACCAGAACCCGCCGGUCCAGGAGCUCGCCCGCGCGUUGCUUCAAUCCAAAUGACCCAUUCGAUAAGCUUUUGUUCUUCGACGACGAUUUGCACUUGCUGUUUGAUCCGGCUGCCGUAGAUGCGGAGAACAGGGAAAGCUUACUAACCAACGACACGGUCGAGGAUUAUGUGAGCUCGCCCGCGCGGGCGCAUUCGCUUCCCUUGUCCACCUUCAAUCCAAACAAUCCAUUCGACAAGCUUCUGUUCGACGAGGACUUCUGUGACAUUGCAGCACUACAUAAGAAAAAUCGUGACAGCCUUCGUUUCCCCUGGUCGCCGAGUAGUAAUCCAAUUCCGCGGCGCGAUGAAUCAUCUCCGUUCAACCCAAACAACCCAUGCCAUGCGCUUGGUAUUGAUGCGGAAAUGAUGGCUCCAUUGGAACAAUUUGAAGUACCACUUUCAAGAGGAGAACACGAACAAGAUGCCGAACAAGCCCUGACGCCUGGCUCAUCGCAAUUCUCUUAUCCAGAAAUGAAUUUUUCACGCACCAGCACAGAAGACGUUGGCGUCGUCCAAGAGGAGCGGGAGUCAGAUCACAGUUGUGAACGCAACCCGAGUGCAACAAGCCGCGUUAACAAGAACAACAACAUGUUGAACAAUGUGACUACUGAGCAGGAUGAAUCUUCCGAAACCAUAGCUCACAAGGAUCAGGAUAAAUAUGUUAAUGAAACGUCUGCGUGUUCGACGCAGACCCAGACGCCAACUCAGCACCAAGAAAUAAACCAAUCGAGCGACGUAAAUGUCAAUGUGACACCACGACGAGUCGACGAAGCGGUGCCGGACCCGGAGCAAGCCCAAGUGGUACAAGAUGACGAAAAAUUAUCCCCACAAAGCGAGCUGCCCACUUUACCAAGCGUUUUACUUGACUACAAGGCGAGCCAUCCAGAGAACAAGCUGCCUUUACCCGCUUUGACGAACGUACGCAAAAUUCUGGAGCGGCUGCAUGGGAACCCGCAACAGGAGGCGCUGCACCGGAUGCGGCGCGAUGUUUUGAUCCGCGUUUGCCACGGUGAACAAGCACUUCAACAGGCCCUCUCUGUGUUCGAAUUCUGCGACUUCGAAUUCGUAAAGCCCGACGCCACGUCGCCACAGUUGCUCAGUGGUCCUCGCAACGGCGCUGGUCAAAACACCUCGGAAAAAAUGCAGAUAUUGGAGUGGAAAGGCGCGGAGGCCGUUUUGUCUGAAACAAGGCAGAAAGACGCUCUUCUGGCGCCACUGACAACGGUCUUGUUGGAUGAACGGGUGGGCGCAGAUUUUCAAAUGCAGAAGAAAAAAGCCGUGGAGUGCCUGGAAAAAAUACAGCUCGUAAUCCAGCGAAUCCGACUGUUGGAGCUCCAGGCGCGCGACCCCGAUUCCCUCAGCUUCAAUGAAGUGAUCGAUGCAGUGCGCGGGAACGUGGAAUUGCCGGGGAUAGCCAAGAUAGAAGAGGACAACGACGACUCGGAGACUGUGGCAGCGCCUACGGAGAGUGCCUUCAGGACCGGUAGACCUAAAAAACCGUGGGAGGUGUAGCGUUGUAUCUAUGUAUCUAUACCUGCUCGUCAGGACGAGCAGAAGAUCUUGUCCUUCGUGCUGUAUAUAGUAAUAUGAGUAAUUCUCAGUUAAUGAGUUUCCAUUUGACUAAGAGGACCACGAGGCAGAUAAUUCUCGAUCUUGUCCAGGCGCGUAGUUGGAUUUAGUUGGACGACGAUCGAACAGAAGAUGACAAGGUAGGAAGAACGAACUCCACACGAAGAAGAGCAUGAUGAUGAUCAUGGACGAGCACAGAAAGUGCAGAGUACUAAAGGAAAGUGUAGAAGACCCAGAUCUACUGGAUGGUGGCUACGUACAUUGGUUCGAGUUUCCGACAUUUUUGACAUUUGGAGGUCGUCAAGAUUGAAGAGGAAAGUGUCUGAGC